Molecule: messenger RNA, 255 nt
Organism: Suillus subaureus
Lineage: Eukaryota; Fungi; Basidiomycota; Agaricomycetes; Boletales; Suillaceae
Product: ribosomal protein L36e
Exons: 2
Coding region: 1-255 (84 amino acids)
Biological process (GO): cytoplasmic translation
Cellular component (GO): cytosolic large ribosomal subunit; ribosome
Molecular function (GO): structural constituent of ribosome
Source: RefSeq, a predicted model, not a curated record
AUGUGCCAGGGCCUAAACAAGGGCUAUCCUACCACCGCCAUUCCUAAGACCACGCGCCCCAGUCACCGCAAGGGCAUUCAAUCAACAAAAAACAAGUUCGUACGGUCUGUCGUGCGGGAAGUUUCUGGCUUUGCGCCAUACGAGCGUCGGGUACUUGAGUUGUUGAGAAACGCCAAGCUUGGUACACUCCUUCGCGCAAAGCGCAAGUUGGAGGAGCUCGGUAACAUUAUCCAGGAAAGCAGGAGAGCGCAUUGA